UUUUUGUAUUGAAGCAAGUUUAUAUAGGAAAAAUAAAAUCUUAAUUUUGAUUCCAUGAUGUAUUUUUUAAUAUGGAAGUCUAGAUUGUAUAUAUAAUAAGUUGAUUUUAACAGUGACAUGGGAAGUGGAUCAACGACCAAUUCAUCAAGAUCAAAAACAAGCAAAUCAGAUGAUGAGAUUGGAUGGAAAUAUAAUAAGUUGCAAGAUCCUAAUAACUCAAGUCAGGUGGUCUGCAACUUUUGUAAUAAAGUUACCACUGGUGGUGUCACCAGAGCUAAAAGGCAUCAAAUAAGGAUCAAAGGGGAUGUGGCUCCAUGUCCUAAAUGCCCACCACCAGUUAGGGAAGAGUUGUGGGCCAAUUUACAACAGAAAACCACUACUAAAAAAUUAGAACAUGAGAUGUUUAUGUCUAGUUGUGGUACUGUUGAUCUUGAAGAGGAAGAUGAAGAGGAAGAACUUAUGCCAAGAGAAUCAACUUUAUUUAUUGGUGGUAAAUUAUUGGAAGAGAAUAGAAAGCACAUAUUUUGGACUCCAUGUGCAGCACAUUGUAUUGAUCUUAUACUAGAGAACAUUGGAAAGAUUUCAAAGGUUAAGAAGACAAUACAAAGAGCAAUGAGUUUUAUUGGGUUCAUCUACAACCAUUCAAGCACCUUAAACUUAAUGAGGCGAUUCACUAACAAGACAGAGUUGGUUCGAUAUGGAGUGACAAGGUUUGCUAUGAAUUUUCUUUUAUUGCAAAGUGUGUACAAGCAAAAGGCCAACCUUCAAAAGAUGUUUACCUCUAAUGAAUGGACAAGUAGUAAGUUGGCUAGAGAUGCCAAAGGAGUAAAGGUAGUAAGUACAGUAAUGGCUGCUUCAUAUUGGAAUAAUGUGCUAUAUACUCUAAGGGUUAUAGGUCUUCUUGUGACUGUUUUGUGGCUUGUUGAUAGUGAAAGUAAGCCGGCAAUGCCUUAUAUUUACGAGGCAAUGACCAAAGCUAAGGAUGCCAUUAAGAGAUUGCAACAUGAUGAUGAAAGCAAGUACAAGGAAAUCUUUGAAAUUAUUGACAAUAGAUGGGAAUGCCAACUUUAUCAACCCUUGCAUGCAGUAGCUCAUUACUUAAAUCUUGCAAUUUUUUAUAGCACUCCAAAUAUGGAUUUGGAUUUGAAACUAACUGGUGGAUUGAUGGAUUGCAUUAAGAAGAUGGAGCCUGAUAUUCAUUCUAAGAAGAGAAACCAACCUGACCACCAAAAAAUGCAUGAUUUGGUUUUUGUAAAGUACAACCAAGCUCUUAAAGCUCGUUAUGAUACGCGAGACGAGAUUGAUCCUAUUGUUCUAAAUGAGAUCGAUUUCGAUAAUGAGUGGUUGGUUGGAGAAAGUGGUGAAGUUGAAGAUGCUCAUAAUGAUUUGGUUUUUGAAAAUGAUAAUUUGACUUGGGGAGAUGUGGAGAGAGCAUUAGGGGCAAGAGAAAUUAGAACUUAUACUAAGGGACAAGCAAAAAGAAAUACCGCUACAGCCUUCACCUCUCAAAUUCCAACACUAACUUUUAAAACUCCAGCCACAAGCUCUAGUGUUGAUGCAAUUUAUGCUACUAGAAUUAGUGAAGAAGCUUAUACUUUAUUAAAUCUUGAAAAGUCAGAGGAGGAAGAAGAUGAGUUUGAGCCUGAUGGAACAAGUUAGAAAAACAAGGAUGAUGAUGAUUUGGUGGCUUAGCAAGAAGAAUUAGAAGUUGAAGAGAGUGAUAAAGAUUAUUAGACUCUUGAAUGAUUUUUUGUUUUAAAGUUUUAUUAUUUGACUUUUUUCUGAAUUGAUCUUGUUUGAUUUUUGUACUCUUUAAGUAUUUUAUUGGCUUGUUUGAUUAAUAUAAUCUAUGAUUUUUA
Molecule: messenger RNA, 1859 nt
Organism: Rubroshorea leprosula
Lineage: Eukaryota; Viridiplantae; Streptophyta; Magnoliopsida; Malvales; Dipterocarpaceae
Source: the annotation of a GenBank genome assembly